AUGAACUCCAGCAGAGAAGGGGUUCAUCUCAGCAGCUGGGGCGAUUUUGGUAUUCACUCCCUGCUCCUGAUACUGGCGCUGCUCCAAUCAGAAGGCUUCCAGACAUCCUCUCAGGCGCUCUCCCUGACUCACUUGGCUGCUCCGGUCUUGCACUCCCUUUCCUGGAUCUACAAGGAGCUCCCUGUGAAAUGGAGUUGGAACUGGGUGUUGGUGAACAUUUCCUUACUAUGUGUCUUUUCAGUUCUUCUCAGGGACCUCUUCAUCUUGCAAGUUGUAGGGCUCGUGUUCACUUACAACUUUUCUAAUUGUAACUUCAAGGAGAUUUCAAAUAUAUAUUCUGAAGCAAUUUACCCUGACCUGCGUAAAUAUUUGAAUGGGAGCCCGUUCGACCAAAUCGAGUUCUGUGAAAACUUGACAGAUUGUCUCAUGAAAAUCGAGUACCAUACUCUCAAUCCUAUCCCUGGCUGCCCGUCACUCCCCGAGAAAACAUUCGCGCUGAGAACGAAAGGAACCCUCACUAAACAUUGCCCAGGAUACAGUGAAACUCAGAGAAACAAUACCCUGGACAUGAAGCAAGACGUCAAAAGCAUCUGCCUAAAUCAAACCUCACAAAUACAGUGGUUGUGGUUUUCUCUCGUUCAAAUUCCAGAGUAUUAAACUCACCUUUCAUUUUAGAGUAUGGACAUAUAUUGUGGUUUUAGUAGGUAUAGUACUAAGGGUGUGACAUUUAAAAGAACACUAUUGUUUAAUCUUCAAUUGCAGCAGGGAUUCUUAACUUAUUUAUGGCAAACUGCUAUUGUUUAGUGUAGAUGCUUUGAUGGGAGAUGAGCGCGGCCCCUCCAGUGUCAAUGGAAAUGCCUGUCCUGUUAAUGACCACCUCCUGAGCAGGGUCUCUCCUCUGGGCCUGCAGAUACCUACUCCAGGGCAAGCCUAAAGUGUAGUCGGGAAGGGAACUGGAGGUGGGAAACAAGUUGGAACCAAUGACAGCAUCUAAACCCUGUUUAAAAGCAACACCGUUUCUGUCUGUAAUGAUUCUCCUAACAUUCUUAUACUAAAAUGUUACUAAGAAGAAAAUGAGAGCAAAGGAAGUUAUGCAAGCAGUUACUGUUACAGUGAAGCAGUCUGAAAGAAGCUUCCGAAACUUCCCAGUCACUGCCGUGGCUGCACUGUAAAUCCAGCUGUGGAAAAUGUCUGUCAGGCAAGAGGGGCUACGGGAGCAGAUCAGAUCCUAAAGUGCCUUUGUCCGGCUACGAGAUUUAUAUUUAAAGUUGUAUAUAUUUCUA
Molecule: messenger RNA, 1283 nt
Organism: Microtus ochrogaster (prairie vole)
Lineage: Eukaryota; Metazoa; Chordata; Mammalia; Rodentia; Cricetidae
Gene: Tslp
Product: thymic stromal lymphopoietin
Exons: 5
Coding region: 1-657 (218 amino acids)
Biological process (GO): positive regulation of chemokine production; positive regulation of tyrosine phosphorylation of STAT protein; positive regulation of cytokine-mediated signaling pathway
Cellular component (GO): extracellular region
Molecular function (GO): cytokine activity; interleukin-7 receptor binding
Source: RefSeq, a predicted model, not a curated record